Molecule: messenger RNA, 947 nt
Organism: Salpingoeca rosetta
Lineage: Eukaryota; Choanoflagellata; Craspedida; Salpingoecidae
Exons: 4
Coding region: 58-858 (266 amino acids)
Biological process (GO): vacuolar proton-transporting V-type ATPase complex assembly
Cellular component (GO): extrinsic component of endoplasmic reticulum membrane
Source: RefSeq, a predicted model, not a curated record
GGAAGAGGAGGGCUGAUCGACACGGCAACGAGCACGACAAGCACAUGCGCAUCGAAGAUGAGCGCCAACGAUGACGACGAUCGCGUGGAGCAGCAGCUUGACGAGCUGCUUGAUCUCUACAUGGACUUGUACACCCAAUACACAGCCACCAUGAACGACCUCCAACUCUCCAUGAAAGAUGGGUUUCUCUGGGUGUCAAAAACUCGCAAGUCUCUUGGCUAUGACCGCAUCUCGCCCUUGCAGUACCCAAGAAUCAAGACAGCGACCGCCCACGUGACAGACGAGGAAGACAUGAUCCAAGCCUUUGAUGAGCUCUCCCUGGGCACUAGCUCCUCUGGCAGCACCGCAAGUGACGGGGCGGUUGGCGCCUCGCGAAACACAGCAGCAGACGAUGCACCUGCGUCAACGCUGAGGCAGAGGCGUAAGGGCGGAAGCAAGAACCCAGCUCCCAGCGACGGCGGCAGUGUGAAGAGCAGCAAGAGUCAGCCAGGGAAGAAGGCGGAGGUGAAGCAGAGAGGCGACAGUGAGGUGGAGCGGAAGAAGCGCGAGAAAGUGGUCAAGGAGAGAGACAGCGAUGAGGAAGGCGAGGAUGGUGACAAGGGCGCCAAGCAGCCAGCGAGCAGCCAGCGUGGCGUCAACAGCGACCACCACGAUGCCAUCAAGGCUGAGAUUGCUCAACGGAGGAAAGCAGAUCCGCUUCGAUGGUUCGCUGGUCUCCCGCCACCGGCACUUCGCUCCUCCCAGCGCCACUUCAAGCAAAGCGUUGAUGCUGUUGUUGAGUUGGCGCGCAUCAAGACAGAGAUGGAUGCAGUUGCACGCGCGUAUCGCCAGCUGCAGCUCUCGCAGAUCAGGGCGUAGCUCUAGGCGCCUUCAACACUCACUCACCAAUACACACACACGCAUUGUCUCGCUCUUAACACACACACACCACAACACAACACAACACA